Molecule: messenger RNA, 1313 nt
Organism: Cuculus canorus (common cuckoo)
Lineage: Eukaryota; Metazoa; Chordata; Aves; Cuculiformes; Cuculidae
Exons: 5
Coding region: 1-1083 (360 amino acids)
Source: RefSeq, a predicted model, not a curated record
AUGGCGCUGGGGUUCGCACCCGCACCGGGGUGGGGAGGGGUGUCGGGGGCGGUGCGGGCGCUACGGGCGGUGCGGGGACGGGGGGAGCGCUCGGAGCUCAGGCGCGGCCCCCGCUGCUCGCAUGGGGGGGCGCGGAGCGGGGCCGCCGCGGCUGCUGCUGCUGCGCCCGACGCCGCUGUCGCACCAUUUGGCUGUCACCCUGUCGCAAAGCGCUUCGCUGCUUUGCGGCGCGCGGACCACGUGACCUCAGGGGAAGGGCAGGGGGUGCGGCAGUGGGAGAGCGGGACCACAACGCCCCCCCCCGGCACCCUGACCACGCCACGUGACGUGAGCCCCCCCCCCGCCGUGCCUCUCUCUUCGGCCCCGCCCACUCAGCCUGGCGCGCGCGCCUCGCUGCUGCCUUCGCGCCUCGAGCUGUCCUCGCGCCCCCGUGGCUGCCUUCGUGUCUCGAGCUGUUCCCGCGCUGUCCUCGCGCUUCUCGUUGUUUCUGCGCCCCCUCGCGCUCCCCGUUGUUCCCGCGCCCCCUCGCGCCCUCCUCGCGCUCCUUUGCUGUCCUCGCGCUCCUUUGCUGUCCUCGCGCUCCUUUGCUGUCCUCGCGCUCCCUCGUUGCUUUGCGCCCCCUCCUCGCCUCUCACCCUUCGUUCCCCUUUGCCCCUCAGCUCCCCUCGUGCCCCCUCGUUGCCUUGCGCCCCCUCAGCUCCCCUCGCCACCUUCCUGCCCCUCCAGCGCUAUGGCGGCCCCGUUGUUUCCCGCUGUGGUGCCGGGGAGAAGGGGCCCGUGGCGCACCCCUGGCGGUGGGGUGGCUGUGGCUCUGCCCCAUCGGGCCCGAGAGGAGGGGGCGAGCUCGCAGGGGCUGUAGCGAAGCUCAGGAAGGAGAGGGCGGGCUCGUCGCCGGCGCCCAGCAGCCGCCUGCAGCCCUGGGGACCUGGAGCAGAGGCCCAGGACUCUGUGGGCAGAGUGGAAGCAAAAGGCAGCUAUGUCGGACAGCAGCUUCUAUGCCACGAAAUGGGGAAGAGUUGCUUCGAGGCCUCAAGACAGUUACGCAAGCAUCAGACUUUCAUGAGAUCUGCUCAGCUGAAGUGAGGACUUUGAUGGUUUUAGGCUGUUGGAAAUGGAUGAAAAGAUGUCAUGGAGACCACAGCAGAGCAGCCUCAUUGCUCCUGGUCUGACCCGAGGUCAGCGAGGUUGAUUCCGCAGGAGCUGUGCUGGUGUUUCAGGAGCAAAUUCAGCCCUCGUCAGUGGGAGCAAGGCAAAGCCAACGCUUAGCACCUCCAUCCCCGUCCUGGGGCUUUCAGCAGCUUAAAGCUUGGCAG